This is a messenger RNA of Cricetulus griseus (Chinese hamster), 2248 nucleotides long. The record is from RefSeq and is a predicted model, not a curated record. NCBI's taxonomy places the organism in Eukaryota, Metazoa, Chordata, Mammalia, Rodentia, Cricetidae.
AUGUCCAGCCUCCAGGAACUGUGCUCUGGCCUGCCCCUACGACCCCUUCCUGAGAACCGGGGGCGCUGGGCUGGGGUGCCACAUGCUCCGGUCAGGACUCCAGACCUCAGCCCUGCAGAAGAGCAGCUGGCUCUGAGGAAUGCCCUGCGCUACUUCCCACCUGAUGUGCAGAAGCUGUUGGCGCAGGAGUUUGCCCAGGAGCUACGACAGUUCGGACACAUAUACAUGUACCGGUUCUGCCCCAGCAUUGAGAUGAGGGCCUACCCGAUUGAUCAGUACCCAUGCCGGACACGAGCAGCUGCGGCCAUCAUGCACAUGAUCAUGAACAACCUGGACCCUGCUGUGGCCCAGUUUCCACAGGAGCUGGUGACCUAUGGAGGAAAUGGGCAGGUGUUCAGCAACUGGGCUCAGUUCUGGCUGACCAUGUCCUACUUGUCAAAGAUGACUGAGGAGCAGACUCUGGUCAUGUACAGUGGACACCCGCUGGGCCUCUUCCCCAGCAGCCCUGGUGCCCCUCGGCUGGUCAUCACCAACGGGAUGGUCAUUCCCAACUACUCCUCCAGGGCAGAGUAUGAGAAGCUGUUUGCCUUGGGGGUGACCAUGUAUGGUCAGAUGACAGCGGGCAGCUACUGCUACAUUGGUCCCCAGGGAAUCGUCCAUGGCACUGUGCUCACUGUGCUGAACGCUGGUCGGCGUUACCUGGGCAUUGAGGACCUGGCAGGGAAGGUUUUUGUCACCUCUGGGCUCGGUGGGAUGAGCGGGGCUCAAGCCAAGGCUGCAGCCAUUGUUGGAUGCAUUGGGGUGAUCGCAGAGGUUGACAAAUCUGCACUUGUAAAACGUCACCGGCAAGGCUGGCUGAUGGAAGUGACUGACAGCUUGGACCACUGCAUUGUGAGACUCAGGGAAGCAAGGAAGAAGAAAGAGGUACUCAGCCUUGGCUAUCAUGGCAACGUGGUGGACCUUUGGGAGCGUCUGGUCCAUGAACUGGACACUACAGGGGAGCUCUUGGUGGAUCUUGGGUCAGACCAGACAUCCUGCCACAACCCGUUCAAUGGAGGCUACUACCCUGUGCAGCUCAGCUUCUCGGAGGCCCAGAGCCUCAUGUCCUCCAACCCAGCUGCCUUCAAGAACCUGGUGCAGGAAAGCCUGAGGAGGCACGUCUCAGCCAUCAACAGGUUGGCCCAGGAGAAGUUCUUCUUUUGGGACUAUGGUAAUGCCUUCCUCUUGGAGGCUCAGCGAGCAGGAGCAGAUGUGGAGAAGAAAGGAGCCAACAAGACGGAGUUCCGCUACCCCUCCUAUGUCCAGCACAUUAUGGGGGACAUAUUCUCCCAGGGCUUUGGGCCCUUCCGCUGGGUAUGCACGUCGGGGGACCCUCAGGACCUGGCUGUCACUGAUCAUCUGGCCACAUCUGUGCUGGAGAAAGCCAUUGCUGAUGGAGUGAAGGCAUCCGUUAAGCUACAGUACAUGGAUAACAUCCGCUGGAUCCGGGAGGCUGCCAAGCACCAGCUGGUGGUGGGCUCCCAGGCGAGGAUCCUGUACUCAGACCAGAAAGGACGUGUGGCCAUUGCUGUGGCCAUUAACCAAGCCAUCGCCAGUGGGAAGAUCAAGGCACCAGUGGUCCUGAGUCGUGACCACCAUGAUGUGAGUGGCACUGACAGCCCCUUUAGGGAGACUUCCAAUAUUUAUGAUGGCUCUGCCUUCUGCGCAGACAUGGCCGUGCAGAACUUCGUGGGAGAUGCCUGUCGUGGUGCCACCUGGGUUGCACUUCACAAUGGAGGGGGUGUAGGCUGGGGUGAGGUGAUCAAUGGGGGAUUUGGCCUUGUGCUAGAUGGAACCUCACAGGCUGAGCAGAAAGCCAGGAUGAUGCUUGGCUGGGAUGUCUCCAAUGGUGUGGCACGGCGCUGCUGGUCUGGGAAUCCCAAGGCCUAUGAGAUCAUCUGCCAGACAAUGCAGGAGAACAGUGGCCUGGUGGUGACACUUCCCCAUGAGGUGGCAGAUGAACAAGUGAUACAGCGGGCCCUGCGGCCCUGAGAAGAGCUGGGGUCCUCUUGAUCCGCUCCUUCCCACUACCUGACCCUCUCAGAUCACCACCAUCCUCCUACACUGCACCCCUACAUAGCUCUCCUAGUGUCCCACACAGUGAACCACAGAGGCCUAUCAAGGUGAAAGCACUUGUCUUUGACCACUGGGUUGAGGGUCCGGAGAGGAUAGGGAACAUCUUGUUUGUGGGAAGGUCUUUAAGCCUGCA